CGGGCUCUCACCAGCGAGGCUUGUGUUAGGCUCGGAGUGAGUUUCACUUCUAGUAUGCAGUCUCCAGAUUUCGCCCAAAAGUAUGAUGGCCAUGGGGCCAGCAAUGCGACGCUUCUUGGUUCACAAAUCAUUGCGCUACGUCCAGGGCUUCCGUAUUGCGCAUAUAUAAACCAGCUUCAGCACCACCUCCCUCUCAGCUCGCACACCAUCCAUCUUCACCCUGCAAACUUUUCAAUAUCUAACUAUGCAGUUCCUAUCCACCUUCAUCAGCCUAAUGGCGUACAUUUCUUUUGCCACGCACAUUGUUGCCAGCCCACACAAGGUCGACCCCGCCCCACUUUCCAAAGUUUUUAUAAUGAAGCAAACAAUGGACUAUUCCCAAGGCUCUUUGCCCAUCUACGCCCCAGAUGGCACCGUUGUUUACCGUUUCGUGAGGAACAUACUCGACCCUAUCACAGGGUUCACCACCAUUUUACUCGAUCACCCAGCCACGCACGUAUCGAUCGUAUUGCAAGGGGUAAAUAAUCUCUGCGCUCACAAGACAACUUACACCCAAUUGGACUCCGGACCACAAAAAAUGCAAUUUGAAAUUGACCCUAAUGGUCUGCUCAAAGACCAGUGGUCCUUUAGCUAUCUCGAUACCACCGGCACGCAACAAAACUUCAAGUUUGACAGAAACUACGCGAGCAAAGAGGGAGAAAUUCACCACCUGGUUAAGAACCAAGAUGGCGACCUGGUAGCCGAGCUCAGAAAUCAAAAGCGGACGGAUUCCUGGUUGACCACCCCAUCAGUACACGAGGUUGACACCUAUACCCUUUCAUGUACCGAGGACUCUCCACAGGUUGAAUUGGUCAUGCUGAUGGGUUUAGUUAUGAGCCGAGUCCAUGAUUGCGGACUUUAAUGCUCAAAUUCCUUGCUAUCUAACCACACUUGAAUUAAGUUUCUGUCAACCAUCUCGUUCAAAUUCGAUAAUCUCUCAUCAAACUUGAGUAGCUUCCUUCAUUUUCUUGUAUCGGAACUCUUCACUACUGUGUUUUCUUUUCUCUCUUUCAUUUGCAGCUCAAUUUGUCUGUUGAUUCUUCAUCACAUAUAACACGUAGUCCAAAGUAAAA
Molecule: messenger RNA, 1112 nt
Organism: Puccinia graminis f. sp. tritici CRL 75-36-700-3
Lineage: Eukaryota; Fungi; Basidiomycota; Pucciniomycetes; Pucciniales; Pucciniaceae
Exons: 5
Coding region: 245-901 (218 amino acids)
Source: RefSeq, a predicted model, not a curated record